AUGACGUUCAUCAAGCGAUUCUUGCAAAUCACCGACAGGGGUAUAAGACUGAAUGACAAGCACAUCUCCUGGCCAAUUAUCAGAGACGCCGAUCUAGAAGGACUCCACCCAUCAACAACGCAGAAGACAUGGGCAACAACCGACGUUCCGGUUGAUUCUAAGCCACUUGAUGCCCGGUUUGAUGAGCAGUCGCAGACGCUUAGUGUUAAUUGGCACGACACCCCAGGUCUACCGAAGAGCAGUCAGUACAAUCUGAAGACACUUUCAGAAGCCUUCAGCAGCAGACCUUGGCAGACAUUUCCACCCCAUAUCCCAGCUGCCAAGCCGUGGAGUGUAAAGGAGUUCACCAACAACAGCCAGCACUUUGACGUUGCAGAACUGUAUGAGUCACCUUCUAUGCUUCUCAAAGCACUUACACAGCUGCACGAGCGUGGUCUCAUCUUCAUAAACAACGUGCCGACAGAAGAUACCACAGAUGCAGGCUGUGGACUGAGACGAAUGGCCGAGAGCUUAUUCGGUGAACUGAGAAAUACCUUCUAUGGACAGACGUGGGACGUGAGAGCAUUAGGCGGUCAGAGCCGAAACGUCGCUUAUACGGGACUCGAUUUGAAAUACCACAUGGACUUACUGUACUUUGAAAGUCCACCGCGCUUCCAAUUCUUGCAUUCACUUAAGGCACUAACGAAGGAGAAGUCACCGCAAGGACACUCAUUGUUUCUGGACUCAUACAAAGCAGCUGAGGAGCUUUCGCAUCAAUCACAGCAACUCCUUAGAUCAGUUCCGAUAGUGUACGAAUACGACAAUGAUAAUCACCAUUACAUACACUCACAUCCUGUUCUUCAAGAGUUUGGAAGUAAUCUGCAGUCAGUGAAUUACUCACCACCAUUCCAGUCACCACAUCAACCGUUUAUUGCGGAGUUAGAACCAGAGACACAGGUGAAAUACUUGAACGCUCUCAGGGAGUGGAACAACUUAUUGGAUCGCCAGGACCUAAAUCUUGAGACGCGUUUGAGCGAGGGAGAUUGUGUUGUAUUCGAUAACAGACGAGUGUUGCAUGCUCGUAGAGCAUUCGAUGAGCAAGGCGGUCAGGAUGAGAUUGUUAGGUGGCUCAAAGGAACAUAUGUAGAUGGAGAUGCUAUCUGGGAUCGCUGGAGAGUCGUGAAAGAGAGUCAAUAA
This is a messenger RNA of Wallemia ichthyophaga EXF-994, 1176 nucleotides long. RefSeq names its product putative oxidoreductase AIM17. Gene Ontology annotation, molecular function: oxidoreductase activity. Lineage: Eukaryota; Fungi; Basidiomycota; Wallemiomycetes; Wallemiales; Wallemiaceae. The coding region runs from base 1 to 1176 and encodes 391 amino acids. The transcript has 2 exons. Gene Ontology annotation, cellular component: mitochondrion. The record is from RefSeq and is a predicted model, not a curated record. Gene Ontology annotation, biological process: carnitine biosynthetic process.